CCCACGGUUGCCUACUUGAGCUGCAUGGAAACACUACAGAACUGCAUUAGUGUCCAAGAGCGUUAUUGGAAAAGUUUAGCCUUUGGCAAACGGUUACCCCAGGUGGCGGGCGAGAACAACAAUGAGGAUUUUCUUUCUGUUACUUUACAAAAUUUAGAUAUUACAAGGGAUGAUGUACAGGGUGCUGCUGGUGGUUCCGGCGACGCCCAAUCGAAUAUAUCUUUAGAGGCAAGUGGCAGUAAACCGAAGGUAAAAGUCAAAACUCUAACCGAAUUUCUCACAGAGCACAUGCAGGCAUUUGAAAAUAAUGAAAUGUUUGCUGUUGUGCCUUUAAAGAAUUGUCCUCAUUUAUCACAGCUGCAUCCAGAGGAUGCGCCAAAAUCAAUAAAUACAAAUCAACCAUGCAAUGAAUGUUCCUCGGUGGCUGAAAACUGGAUGUGUCUCAGUUGCCACAAAGUGUUGUGCGGCCGUUAUGUUAUGGAACAUAUGAUGUUCCACAAUAUUGAAACAUCCCAUCCGAUGGCUUUGAGCUUUAGUGAUUUAUCCGUUUGGUGUUAUCCCUGCGAAUCGUAUAUUGACAAUAGAAAAUUGCAUGUCUACAAAAAUCUAGCACAUUUACACAAAUUUGGCGAAGAAAUGCAAUGGGCGUAUGACGAAGAUGGCCAGCAACAACAUAACAGACGCAACAACGAUGACAGUGACGACGAUGAUGAUGACGACAGCAGUAGUUGUAGUCGACCAUUUGGCUCACAACAAAACUAUUACCUGCAGUUGAAUGUGGAUUCGAAUAACUGA
Molecule: messenger RNA, 795 nt
Organism: Musca vetustissima
Lineage: Eukaryota; Metazoa; Arthropoda; Insecta; Diptera; Muscidae
Product: histone deacetylase 6-like
Exons: 3
Coding region: 25-795 (256 amino acids)
Molecular function (GO): zinc ion binding
Source: RefSeq, a predicted model, not a curated record